AUGCUCUGGCUGGACGGCGAGGGCCCCGAUGGCAAGGGGCCCUGCAAGUCCGACAAGGCGGUGGCCUGCGCGCCCUCCGUCGCCUUCGGCGAGUUCUCCGUGUCGCCGAUCGGCAAGCCCGCCGCCUCGGACGAGCCCGCGGGCGCGCUCGAGACCCAGGCGCCCACCGCGGACCUCCAGCACUCGGCCGGCGGCGAGGCCAUCUCGGCGCAGCCGGGCGACGCGGCCGGCAUGGGGGACUGCCUGACCGCCGCUGCCGCAAACCAGCGAUUGCCCGACGACAGCCCCGUGGGGCGGCACGGCCGGCUCUCCGUGCAGAACGGCACCAUCCGAGGCGAGCGCGGCAGGCCGGUCCGCCUCCGCGGCGUGUCGCUGGACCUCUCGCAGCGGCGCGGGGCGCCCGGCUGGGGCGCGGACGCCGUGCACUGGCUGGUGACAGACUGGCGCGUAACACUCAUCCGUGCUUCCAUGAGGGUCGAGAUGGGCGAGCACCAAGCGCAUGAUGACAUUGACACGGCCGAGGGGUCCGUCGACCAGCAGACAGCCGCCUGCACUCCCACGGGAUCGAUUUGA
This is a messenger RNA of Prorocentrum cordatum, 573 nucleotides long. Lineage: Eukaryota; Dinophyceae; Prorocentrales; Prorocentraceae. The record is from the annotation of a GenBank genome assembly.